Messenger RNA from Chrysochloris asiatica (Cape golden mole), 621 nucleotides. It is a transcript of the gene TAGLN2, whose product is annotated as transgelin 2. The coding region runs from base 22 to 621 and encodes 199 amino acids. The record is from RefSeq and is a predicted model, not a curated record. Gene Ontology annotation, molecular function: protein binding. NCBI's taxonomy places the organism in Eukaryota, Metazoa, Chordata, Mammalia, Afrosoricida, Chrysochloridae. The transcript is spliced from 4 exons.
CAGCCACCACUACCCUUCAGAAUGGCCAACAGGGGACCUGCCUAUGGCCUGAGCCGGGAGGUGCAGCAGAAGAUUGAGAAACAGUAUGACCCAGACCUGGAACAUAUCCUGAUUCAGUGGAUCGCCACCCAGUGCCGCAAGGAUGUGGGCCGGCCUCAGCCUGGUCGGGAGAACUUCCAGAACUGGCUCAAGGAUGGCACGGUGCUUUGCGAGCUCAUUAAUGCGCUGUACCCUGAGGGUCAGGCCCCGGUAAAGAAGAUUCAAGCUUCCACCAUGGCUUUCAAACAGAUGGAGCAGAUCUCUCAGUUUUUGCAAGCAGCUGAACGCUAUGGCAUCAAUACCACUGACAUCUUCCAGACUGUGGACCUCUGGGAAGGGAAGAACAUGGCUUGUGUACAGCGGACAUUGAUGAAUCUGGGAGGGCUGGCAGUAGCUCGAGAUGAUGGACUCUUUUCUGGAGACCCCAACUGGUUUCCUAAGAAAUCCAAGGAGAAUCCUCGGAACUUCUCAGACAACCAGCUGCAAGAGGGCAAGAACGUGAUAGGGUUGCAGAUGGGCACAAACCGCGGGGCAUCUCAGGCAGGCAUGACUGGCUAUGGGAUGCCACGCCAGAUCCUCUGA